GGAUAGGUACAGUGGAUGUCGACCUCUCUCGUGUAUAAGUAGAAGCACAUUUCCCUGCAUUUUGAUUUUUGUUCAGCACCAAAAAUACAACGCCAGCCUCAACACAUUUACCAGCCUUUGCCAUGCAGCUCUUCAAUUUCGUUACUCUCUCCUUUGCCGCAGCGGCUGUGGCCGUCCCUGUGUCUGAGCCCGCCAGCGUGGCUCUCACGGCGCGGCAGGAUCGUGGCUGGUACACGGUCUCGGGUCUUGGAAGCCGGAAGCAGGCCAUCCUGAACGCCGGCGGAAACACCCUUGAUCUUGCCAUUGCCAUGCUGGAGGACGAGAGAAUGUCGACGAGUUACCCUUAUGGUGAUCGCAAAACGGGCGACGCCGCAAACUUUGGCGUCUUCAAGCAAAACUGGGGCAUGAUCCGCGUAUGCGCAUCGCGCGCUGGCUUCAAGGGCCAGAGCGAAAGCCAAUGGAACAAUGGCGCGAGACUCAACUCUGACAUCUAUGCCGAUGUUGCCUCGCGGUGGGAUUGCCAGCAGUAUUAUGGCUACGACAAGUGGUUUGCCGGGCAUCGCAACGGAGCAUCGGGGCUGGCAAACCCCAACACGGCGGACAUCAACAACUACAAGAGUGCCGUGCAGUGGAUCGAGAGCCAGAUCAACUCCAACUCCAGGUACAGGACUGACGACACGCGCUUCUGGGUCAACGUCCCGGCCAUCUGAUUAGGCUAUGCCGGCUACACACCAGAAGUGGUUUUUGAUGAGACGGAGAUAGAGGUGGAGAUCUCCUCGUCAGCGAGCAGUCAUGGGCAGUCUGGCCAUGGAUAUAUCUCAACCUGC
Messenger RNA from Parathielavia appendiculata, 827 nucleotides. RefSeq lists its product as uncharacterized. NCBI's taxonomy places the organism in Eukaryota, Fungi, Ascomycota, Sordariomycetes, Sordariales, Chaetomiaceae. The record is from RefSeq and is a predicted model, not a curated record. Bases 123 to 710 code for a protein of 195 amino acids. The transcript is spliced from 3 exons.